GUUUGCUCAUCACAUCUGUAUCCAAUCUUUAAUCCCUAUACUAAGUAUUUAGGCAGAUGCCAAAAAUGCUCUCGACAUCGGAUAUAGGCCCUAUAUCCCAGCAGUAUGCUGCCGCUGCUACAGUGCCGUUAAUCAAAUCACCCUCGUUAUGGCUCCCUCAGCCUGUCGAGCUGCCAAAUGAGAUACAUCCCUUACCAGAGGACAUCACUGCCUAUUUUGUGUACCCUUUCACACUUGAAGAACAUGUCCUCUCGAUACAUCCUUCGCCACAUGAAGCCAUCGCUCUGAAACGGGCCAAGUGCGCCGAGAUCUUGCACAAAAGGGAAGAAGCAGAGGAACAAAAAGAACGAGAUAACCUCAAACGGAUUGCCCCAGGAUACAACCCAUCAUCUGUCCUGAUGCCGACAUCGGCCUCCCAUACACCAACGUCUUCCAUUUCUCAACCUCUAGUUCCACAUGGGACAGCACAGUCAGUGACGAGCCCCAAUAGUAAAUCACAGGCACACGGCCGCACAGAGAGUGAUCCGAUGGAUGAUCUGGUAGCAAGGCUGGAAGAGAUGGAGUCAAAACGGUGACCAAUGGGAUAGUUAAGAGGAUCUUGUUUGUCGCUUUUUACUGGAAGCAACUUAUCAGAAAUUGUACUUGUACGCUUGAUACGGUUGUAACAUGCAUAUUGCAUACCGG
This is a messenger RNA of Cryptococcus deneoformans JEC21, 684 nucleotides long. RefSeq lists its product as hypothetical. The transcript is spliced from 5 exons. The coding region runs from base 57 to 575 and encodes 172 amino acids. The record is from RefSeq and is a predicted model, not a curated record. Lineage: Eukaryota; Fungi; Basidiomycota; Tremellomycetes; Tremellales; Cryptococcaceae.